Messenger RNA from Schizophyllum commune H4-8, 1056 nucleotides. RefSeq lists its product as uncharacterized. The coding region runs from base 1 to 1056 and encodes 351 amino acids. NCBI's taxonomy places the organism in Eukaryota, Fungi, Basidiomycota, Agaricomycetes, Agaricales, Schizophyllaceae. The transcript is spliced from 7 exons. The record is from RefSeq and is a predicted model, not a curated record.
AUGGUGGCGCGGAGGCAGGUCGCGGGCUGGCGUGCCGAACUUCCGGGUCACGUGCUGGGCUCGGAAAAGUUCGGCUGCGUCCGCAGCCGUUCCUUGUCUCCUUCCACCACCACCUCCUACCCCAGCGUCGGCCGUUGUGCCGCACACUCCCCUCUCACCGCGUAUGCCCACAUCCCCUGCCUUUACCCUCGCCGACGCGCCUUGCCGACGCGCCUGGCCAACGCCCUCUCCGAUGCGCCUCGCCGACGCCCUCACCGACACUCGCGCUGCCAAUGCAGCCGUCGCCCGCACAUGCACCAGUCGCCUCCCAUACCCCCGCGCUCCAGGGCGUGUCGCGCACAGCACGCGGCACUGCCUGUUACCCUCCCCUCCCCUGUUCGGCCCUUGCGCCGUUGCGGCCGCAUCGACACGUCACUUCGGCGACGCGUCUUUGCGCACGUGACGCGUCCUGUGCGCGAUGUCAUCUUCGGUGAUGGCAGUUGCGUGGGCCGGCGCGGGAACCGAGAGCGGGCUUUCGGGUGCUGCGUGGUCGAGCGCGAGGGCCAGGACGAGGGCACGCCCGGCAUGUUCUCGGCAUCUGCCGAGGGCGCGAUCCCGAGCGUCGCGCUCGCGGAUGCACGUGCGACGGCGAGGAGGGACGAGCGCGAGCGUCGGCACAGCGAGCGAGGCGUGGGAAAGCGACGCGAGCGCGCAUCAGGGCGGUGGAUGGUCGGGCGACGCGGCGGGAUGCGCGUGGGAAGAGUCGGGGAGCGCGACGGGCAGCACGUGGGGACAGACCUCCAGUGGGACACACGGCAUCGCGCGCAUUGUCGCUGGCUAGCAUGCAAGCGAUUACGGGGUAUUGCACGACGUCGCCUGCCAUCCUGUGUUCCAUUCCUCUUUGACCUCGAUAUGUUUGCGAGGCGGAAAGGUGACCAGCGACGAGGUGGCGUGGCCGACGGUGGUGUACUGACCUCAGACCUUGACCUUGUUGCCCCCGGAGCACGAAUAGACCAAUCACCCUGGUUUGAACUCAGGUCCUCCUACAGAGAGCUGCGCUCUUUCCAUUCCGGCUAG